This is a messenger RNA of Salvia miltiorrhiza (redroot sage), 800 nucleotides long. RefSeq lists its product as uncharacterized. Lineage: Eukaryota; Viridiplantae; Streptophyta; Magnoliopsida; Lamiales; Lamiaceae. The transcript has a single exon. Bases 1 to 690 code for a protein of 229 amino acids. The record is from RefSeq and is a predicted model, not a curated record.
AUGGCAAUGUCCUUCGCCAUCAAGCUACUACUCCUGGUGGCUCUCACCACCGCCGCCAGCCUCCGCCUCACCUCCGCCGCAGAAACCCUUGCACCAAGCCAACCACCCUCUCCAGCAACGGCGGCGGCAAAUCAAGAUACGCACCUGAGAAACAUCCUGGACGCACUGAUAGGCAGCGGCGACUACGGCGGGUGGGCAAACCUGCUCUCCUCCGCCAACCCUUCGGAGCUCCCAGUGACGGCCACCUUCUUCAUCCCCUCCGACGACGCCAUCUCGGGCCUCCUGUCGGCCAGCACCACGGCACGCCUGGACCCUCUUCUGGUUCCAUACCACAUAGUCCCGCAGCGCCUGACCUUCUCGGAGCUCCAACAUCUCGACACUCGCACCCGCCUCCCAACUCUGCUUCCUGCAAAUUUCAUCGUCGUCACCAACAACUCGGCCACCAAUUUCACCGUGGACGGAUCGCAAAUCACGCAAGCUGACAUAUUUCUCAAUGCCGCCUUCGCGCUGCAUGGCGUCAACAAGGUUCUUAACUACUCCCUCUUCGCUCUUCCAGCCCCGCCGGCCAGCCUCCUGCGGAAGAAGAAGAAACUCCCACGGCCGAGGGGCAUAACCGUGUCUGCUGCGUGGCGUUCUUGCGCUACACUUGUUUCUACUUUUUUCAUGCUCCUCAUAUUCAACAUUCUUUGAGAAAUUUUGUAAUUCCGUCUUCUUUGAUUUUGUAAUUCAUCACAUUUUCUUGAUUUCUUAUGUUCAAGAUCACCAACUUUUCAUUAUGUCAAAGACCAUUAACUGUUAGA